Messenger RNA from Corvus hawaiiensis (hawaiian crow), 3171 nucleotides. RefSeq lists its product as uncharacterized. Gene Ontology annotation, cellular component: precatalytic spliceosome. NCBI's taxonomy places the organism in Eukaryota, Metazoa, Chordata, Aves, Passeriformes, Corvidae. Gene Ontology annotation, molecular function: double-stranded RNA binding; single-stranded RNA binding; zinc ion binding. The coding region runs from base 119 to 1585 and encodes 488 amino acids. The transcript is spliced from 18 exons. The record is from RefSeq and is a predicted model, not a curated record.
GAGGAACGGGUCGGUGGCAGGCGCCGGUGCGGCAGCGGGGAGCGCCCUCAGCUCCUCCGGGCGCGGGACCCUGCCGCGCCCGGCCCCCGCGAGUAUUUUUAUCAUCUAAAGACUGAAUAUGGACCCUGAAAAUGAAAUAAAGAAGCAAGUAAACCCCUUUUACUGCAAUAUUUGCAAAAUCUGGUGUUCUUCUGCACUAAACUUGCAGACUCACUUCCUUGGAGCAAAACACAAGACGAUUGAAGAAGCCUUGAAAGCUCAUGGCAUGGUUAAAACAGAAAGUGGCUUAGGGAAGAAAGUGAAAACACCUGGGAAACUUCCUGAUUUUGUUAAAACAGGAAGUUGCUUAGGGAAGAAAGUGAAAACACCUGGGAAACUUCCUGAUUUUGUGCCAUUUGAGCCAGAGAAGGACACGUCAUAUCAUGGACAGACGUUGGAAGAACAGCUUAAUACAUGUAAAGAUUCAGAACCUGCACUUGGACUUAAUUACAUAAUAGAAUACCGAACAAAAGACAAUGUUCCUUUUCUCUAUGAAUGUCAACUGUGCUACUGUAAAACAGGACUGAGUAACAUGUUCAUGCAUGUUUGUGGCUCCAAGCACAGACUGGCAUACUUGAGACAACAUUAUCCAGAGAUAGCACAAUCUGAUGAAGUUAAGGGUAAAGGCUCUGAACUGAACAGAAGAGUUAGGCAAGUUGGAUUAACAAUUGAGAAGAAAGAAGGAAGAAAACAAAUACAGGUUGUUACAGGUGUUCCAACAAUGAGGAGGAAAUGGCAAGAAUUUUUCAAUGCAGAUGACAGCCCUUCAAAAGCUAAAGUUCAGCAUGUGGAUAUGCCCCUUAGUAAUGCAGAAAAAACAGAUAAUAAAAAUAAAGAUGGGGAACUGACAGACCCUACUGAAGAUGAAGAUAAUGUUCAAGAGGAGAAUGAAGAAAGGCAGAAAGAACAGACAAAACCAGAUGAAAAUGUUGAACCUAAUAAUGCUAUUGAAAGCAGCAAAGGCAACAAUUCAGAAAGGUGUGAGACCAAUAAACAAUCAGAGGAAGAAAACAAGGAAGCUGAGCAAGAAUUUACAGCAAAUCCUGAAGAAUUCACUAGUCAAGAAGAGCUGUUGGGUUAUUUGCAAAGUUUUGAGAUACUGAAUGAAGAUGAUGCUUCAUUUAUCCUGAAAGUUACACAGACUCUCACAAACGCUCUGGUGGAAUAUCGUCAGCAGGCUGCAUCAAACAAAGACCACUUAAAUGCUGGAUAUAAUGGAGAAGCAGCACUGGAGUAUUCCACAGAACAGUCCAGCCUGACUCCAGCAGAAUACUCAAGCAGCCGAUCAGCUAAGCAGUUCUUAUCAGUCCAUGAAGAUGAACCCCAAAACUUUUCAACUGGCUCUUUGGAAACAGCGUAUGAGAACAACAUCACGACUGAAUUUUUGAACAGUGUAAGAAGUAUGAAUGCUGAGGAAGUUACUGCCACCCUACACAAAAUAGCAGCCUCAAAUCCAGCUUUCAGAGGAAUUGAUAUUCCGAAUGUUAUAAGGAUCCUGACUGAAAGUGGAACUCUGAGGGGACCAAGCAAUGGCAGCACACAGUGACAUGGUAGUUAAUAGAGAGAAUAUAGCAAUGUUUUAUAUACUUUCUGUAAGUUUGUUGUUUUACUACAUAUGACCUCAAUGGAGUUUAUUUUGUUAUGUUUAAGUUUCGUAUAGUGGUUUUUUAAUUAAAUUAAUAACUUGGUUUUGAUAUUCUUGUUAUUUAUUUCUCCAUUUAGCUGAGAGUUCUGUAUUGUGGAAAGGUUGUAAAGCUCAUGUUCAUUCUUUCCAUGUUAAAACAGCUUUUUAAAACAGAUAAUUUGUUUUCUUCAGUAUUAUUAAAUACUGUACAUUGACAGUCUGAUCUUUUUGUAUUGUUGGUUCUUUUACAAAGAAUUAUCAGCAGAAUGAACUACUGCACUCAGCAGUACAAAUUCAUCCUACAACAAAUACUCAGAAGUUAUUCCCUGUCGCUGCUGGGCCUGACUCAAAAACCUUUGUAAUCAAAAACCCUUUCCCAUAUAAGGGUUAUGAACAGGUCUCCACUUUUUUUUUUUCUUAAUAAGACUAAAAAAUAACAAAAAGUCAGUGCUGUCAGUCUAGUGCUGAGAUGAGAAGUGCCUGGAUUAUUGCCAGUUUAGGGAACAUAGAAGCUUCAGCAAAGUCAGUAGAAGUUAGGUAUGUUUUGCAAAUUUAGGGAUAUAUCCCAAUAGGUGUAACCAGGCUCUAGCUAAGAGGCACUGAUGUGGUGGCAAAAGUAUCUUUUGUCUUCUUUUAUCCUACCAGUAUGAGAAUAAAAUGAAAGCUGGCUUAUACCAUCCUUCAGGCUCUUUUAACAUGAGCUUUUUUCCAACUAAAGUAGUACUGGUUUGGACUGAAUGUACAUGUCUAUAUAUUAAUGACUUCUACUUUUGUAGGAUGGUGAAAAAAAGUUUUGAAUGGUUAAAAAUUAGUGUGCUUGGGAAAAAAUAUUUUUUUAAAGUGAAGUUGUGUAAUUAAAAUUCGCUUCCUGCUUGCGAUGCUGGGUAGCAUUCAGUGGUUCUAAUUAAAGCUCUUCAGCUUUGCAGCCAAAUACUGGUAUAAUUUAGACAUGCUGGGGCCAGAUGGCAAAUGAACUUUUUAAUGUUAACUUACAAUUUUUUUUGAGAUCUGAAUGGAAUUUGAGAAUCCUCAUUCUGAUGGUUUCACAUCUUAAUACCAUGGAAUGCAAGAUGCAGUAAAACUAAGGUGACAAAGCAACAACAAAAUGUAUUAGUUUUAUUCUAUGAACAGACACAGGAAGGAAAAUACAGACAAAUUAAAACAGUGUUUUAAAGAAACUCUGAGGAAUUUCUGGAAUGCAUCUAAAUCUGUUCUUAUCAGAGGCAGAGAUGGAACCAGAGUUCUUACAGUUCAUUUACUCUGUAUAGGAACAGUGUUAAUGCCUGCUUACAGAAGGUGAAUUUAAUCAGUUAAAACUCUGAAUUCUGAAAAUAAAAAUAGAAACAUCUUUUUCCUGUUUGUUUUCAAAGUGCAGAACCAUCUUUGUAUUAAAACAAUAAAAUCAGAAUAUUCAGCUGUUGUAAAUGGCCAUCUCUGGGACAGCUUCUUUUACCUCUUACUGUGGAAUUAUUCCUAGUGGAAAUAAAGUUACAAUUAAGUUGAAAUAA